Messenger RNA from Emericellopsis cladophorae, 2052 nucleotides. Its product is annotated as Transcription factor-like protein. Gene Ontology annotation, biological process: regulation of DNA-templated transcription; sexual reproduction. The record is from RefSeq and is a predicted model, not a curated record. The transcript is spliced from 4 exons. Bases 1 to 2052 code for a protein of 683 amino acids. Gene Ontology annotation, cellular component: Tec1p-Ste12p-Dig1p complex; nucleus; Ste12p-Dig1p-Dig2p complex. Gene Ontology annotation, molecular function: DNA-binding transcription factor activity. NCBI's taxonomy places the organism in Eukaryota, Fungi, Ascomycota, Sordariomycetes, Hypocreales, Bionectriaceae.
AUGUACUCUCAAAAUGCGGCCAUGGCAUCCCAAAAGCCUGAGACCUUUAUGCUGAGCACGGAGGCCCAGCAGGCUCUGCCUCACGAUGCCCAGGUUGCACUCAACCAAGUCGACAACUUGAAGUACUUUCUCAUCUCAGCGCCUGUCGACUGGACGCCUGAACAGUACAUUCGACGAUUUCUGCUGCCGACGGGCGAAUAUGUCUCUUGCGUUUUGUGGAAUAACCUCUUUCACAUUUCGGGAACCGACAUUGUGCGAUGUCUCUCCUUCCGAUUUCAAGCUUUUGGCCGCCCGGUCAAGAACUCCAAGAAGUUCGAGGAGGGCAUCUUCUCAGACCUUCGCAACCUCAAGUCCGGAACCGAUGCCUCUCUAGAGGAGCCAAAGAGCCCAUUCCUGGAUUUCCUGUACAAGAACAACUGCAUCCGCACGCAGAAGAAGCAAAAGGUGUUUUACUGGUAUAGUGUGCCGCACGACAGGCUUUUUCUCGACGCUUUGGAAAGGGAUCUUAAGCGCGAGAAAAUGGGCCAGGAGGCCACGACCAUGGCAGUCAGCGAGCCUGCCCUGUCCUUCCAGUACGACUCAUCGCAGUCCCUGUAUGAACAGCUCACCAAGGCACAGCAAGCCAACUCAUCGUCCUUCAACGCGCAGCAGGCUGGGUUUCCUCAGAGCCAGGGGAACUCGCCAGUCAUGCGGUCCAUGGACUCCAUGCCACCUCCAAUGAUCCCUCAGCAAUCGAUGCCGCAGUCCAUGCAACACUCGAUGGCCCACACCAUGCCCCAGUCGAUGCCCCCUUUAGCGGAGGGGAUGGACGCAAUCGCACCUUACGGAAUGACAAUGGCGCCGCAAAUGACACACCACGUCCCCUCUGUGAAGAGGGAGGCUGAGUUCUCUCGUGUCCACUACAACCAGCACGGCGUGCCCAUCACACAAGGCCACCAGCGUCACUCCUCUAUGCCGUCGUAUGGUCUAGAAUACUCGCCCGCCCCCUCGUUUGUUUCUUCUCAGUACGAGGAUUACAGCAACCGAGGUCUUUCCUUUGAGCCCAUUACGCCUCCUCAGCAUGCUCUCGGCCUGUCCGCCGAGCCUGCGUACAUUGCCAAUGAGGAGACAGGACUGUACUCGGCUAUUCCUGAUCAUGUCCCUGGCAUGAACGGUAUGAAUGGUAUGAUGCACCUGCCCCCUUCCAACAUGGCAGGCACCCAUUUCAACCGCAACAACUACGGUGCAAACAACGUCUACUCUGUGAUCGAAGGCAGCGCUGCUCACAGGCCAUCCGAUCUUAGGCGGUCCAUCUCCGCAUCGAUCGGUCUUGUUGCCGAAGGCGACGAGUCGGCAGGCAAUUCUCCCCCUGGCCUGUCUUUCAGCACUGGAGCUUCCAUGGUGCACCAGCACCACAAGGAUGCUGUUGAGAUGUCAAGGCACGGCACACCCCUUUCUACAGUGGAGGGUAGCCCUUCACUGAACCCCAUGGCCCUCCAACAAGGGUAUGCCCAUGGCGACCUAUCUCCCGAAGGGAGUCAUGAGCAUUCUCAACGCCCUGGCCCCGGCGUCAAUGGUGCUGCCCGUCGUGCGCGCUCCGCCACUGUGAUGGAGCUGGGACCGUAUCCCCACAAGUCCCACUCGUGCCCGAUUCCCAGCUGCGGUCGUCUCUUCAAGCGUUUAGAACAUCUCAAGCGUCAUGUGCGGACACAUACUCAAGAACGUCCCUACAUCUGCCCCUCUUGCAACAAGGCCUUUUCUCGAUCAGACAACCUAGCCCAGCACAAACGUACCCAUGAGCGCGAGGAUGGUGGCGAGGGUCCCUUCGCGUUGUCGGGCGAGGAAGAUGAAGACUUUUCGGGCGAGGAUCAGCUCGGAGCCCUUGAAGAGGCCUCGCCGUCGUCCGAGCAUGCCUAUAUGACUGGCUCGCUUAACUCGCUCGGUCAAUCUCAUGGUGGCCUGGCAGCCCCUGCAACGAUCACGCCAAAUCAGUCAUACACCUCGAGCAUGCAGGCUCUCAGCAUGCCCAUGACCAUGAGCCAUACGGGUUCCGUCAAUGCUGGCGGUAUUUGA